Echinops telfairi (small Madagascar hedgehog) is the source of this 4038-nucleotide messenger RNA. It is a transcript of the gene PARG, whose product is annotated as poly(ADP-ribose) glycohydrolase. Gene Ontology annotation, biological process: carbohydrate metabolic process; regulation of DNA repair; nucleotide-sugar metabolic process. Gene Ontology annotation, molecular function: poly(ADP-ribose) glycohydrolase activity. The transcript is spliced from 18 exons. Gene Ontology annotation, cellular component: cytoplasm; nucleus. Bases 201 to 3122 code for a protein of 973 amino acids. The record is from RefSeq and is a predicted model, not a curated record. Lineage: Eukaryota; Metazoa; Chordata; Mammalia; Afrosoricida; Tenrecidae.
UUCCUGUGAAAGAGGGAAAGCAGGCGAAUAGCUGGGUUUCGCCGUGGGAAGCCGUCAGGACAACUGCAGAAGCAGGCAGUGGUAGAGAGGGAGUGGUGCGGGGAGGCACCGAAAAGGAGGCACAGUCUGACCUUAUUAGGGUUAGGGAAUUAGGCAGUCGGACUGGGCCGUCCCGGGGACUUUGAACUGCGGGUGCCGACAUGAGUGCGGGCACCGGCUGUGAGCCCUGCACUAAGCGUCCCCGCUGGGGCGUCGCUGCAACUUCGCCGCCAGUCAUCGCGGACGCUCGGAGCUUCCCCGGGCAGAGGCGUGUCCUCGACCCCAAGGACGCUUCCCUGCAGUUCAGGGUCCCACAGUCCUCGCCUGGUUGCGUCCCCGGGCGGGCGCGACCGCACAGAGGCAGCACCACCUCGCUUGUUUCCAAACAAAAGACUAUUACCAGUUGGAUGGACACUAAAGGAAUCAAGACUUCUGAAUCAGAAAGCUUGCAUAGUAAAGAAAACAACAAUACGAGAGUAGACUCCAUGAUGAAUUCUGUACAAAAAGAUAACUUUUGCCAACAUAACAUGGAAAGUUUAGAAAAUGUUUCUCAGUUAAAUUUUGCUAAAUCACCUGUUGAAAAUACACAAUAUUUGGACCAACAUCGGACUGCAACUAUGUGUAAGUGGCAAAAUGAAGGGAAACACGUGGAGCAUCUUUUGGAAAGUGAACCUCCAGCAGUAGAUAGGGUUCCAAAGCAGCUUGGUAAUGCUAAUGUUGAUCAGUCACCUCAAAAUGAUGACCACAGUGACACAGAUAAUGAAGAAAACAGAGAAAAUCAACCAUUUUUGAUACCUGUCAAGUUUGCCCAGAUAAAGCAGGCUACAGAAGACGAACUGGCCAAAGACACCAGAAGCAGUCAGCAGUUCAGUAAGUCAGGUCCUGCUGUGGAAGAUGGUGCAAGCUGUCAGCAAGAUGAGCUAGAUGUGCCAGAGAGUGUGUUGUCGGAUGUUGGUUUGCGGGACGUGAGGACUGGAUCUAGAAAUAUCAACAAGAUGAAUCGACAAGAAAGUAGCCUAGGAAAUUCUCCACUUGAGAAAGACAGCGAACCUGAGUCACCAAUGGAUGUAGAUACUUCCAAAAAUAGUUGUCAGAACUCAGAAGGCGAUGAAGAGACAAGCCCAGGUUUUGAUGAACAGGAAGAUGGCUCUUCCUCCCAAACAGCAAAUAAACCUUCACGGGUUCAAGCAAGAGAAACUGACAUUGAAACGAGGAAGCGGCACUCUUCUAAGGGAGGGGAUAUAAGACUACAUUUCCAUUUUGAAGGUGGAGAGACUCGUCCUGGAAUAAAUGAUUUAAAUGCCAAGCUACCUGGAAGUACUCCCAGUCUGAAUGUAGAAUGCAGAAAUUCCAAGCAACAUGGAAAAAAAGACUCUAAAAUUACAGAUCAUUUUCCAAGAACACCCAAAGCAGAGGAUAAAAGAAAAGAACCAUGUGAAACCAAACAUCAAAGAACAGAAAGGAAGAUCCCAAAAUACAUUCCGCCUCACCUUUCCACAGAUAAGAAAUGGUUUGGAACUCCUAUUGAGGAAAUGAGAAGAAUGCCUAGGUGUGGAAUCCGGCUUCCUCUCUUGAGACCCUCUGCCAGUCACACAGUAACUAUUCGAGUGGAUCUUUUGCGAGCAGGAGACGUUCCUAAGCCUUUUCCAACACAUUAUAAAGAUUUGUGGGAUAACAAACAUGUUAAAAUGCCUUGUUCAGAACAAAAUUUGUACCCUGUGGAAGAUGAGAAUGGUGAGCGAACUGCAGGGAGUCGGUGGGAACUCAUUCAGACCUCACUUCUCAACAAAUUCAUUCGGCCACAAAACCUGAAGGAUGCUAUACUGAAAUACAAUGUGGCAUAUUCUAAGAAAUGGGACUUUACGGCCUUGGUUGAUUUCUGGGAUAAGGUACUUGAAGAAGCAGAAGCUCAGCAUUUAUAUCAGUCCAUUUUGCCUAACAUGGUGAAAAUUGCACUUUGCCUGCCAAAUAUUUGCACCCAGCCAAUACCGCUCUUGAAACAGAAGAUGAAUCAUUCCAUCACAAUGUCACAAGAACAGAUUGCCAGUCUUUUAGCUAAUGCUUUUUUCUGCACGUUUCCACGAAGAAAUGCUAAGAUGAAAUCGGAGUAUUCUAGUUACCCAGAUAUUAACUUCAAUCGGUUGUUUGAAGGACAUUCAUCAAGGAAACCAGAAAAGCUUAAAACACUCUUUUGCUACUUUAGAAGAGUCACAGAGAAAAAACCUACUGGGUUGGUAACGUUUACAAGACAGAGUCUUGAAGAUUUUCCAGAGUGGGAAAGAUAUGAAAAGACCCUGACUCGGUUGCAUGUCACAUAUGAAGGUACUAUAGAAGGAAACGGUAGAGGCAUGCUACAGGUGGAUUUUGCAAACCGUUUUGUUGGAGGUGGUGUGACCAGUGCAGGACUUGUGCAGGAAGAAAUUCGAUUUUUAAUUAAUCCUGAAUUGAUUGUAUCACGUCUCUUCACUGAAGUGCUGGAUCACAAUGAAUGUCUUAUUAUCACAGGUACUGAACAGUACAGUGAUUACACUGGCUAUGCUGAAACAUACCGCUGGGCCCGGAGCCAUGAAGAUGGGGGUGAGAGGGACGACUGGCAGAGGCGCUGUACUGAAAUUGUUGCCAUUGAUGCACUUCACUUCAGACGGUAUCUUGAUCAGUUUGUCCCAGAGAAAAUCAGACGCGAGCUUAACAAGGCUUACUGUGGAUUUGUCCGUCCUGGAGUUUCUUCAGAGAAUCUUUCUGCAGUGGCCACAGGAAACUGGGGCUGUGGUGCCUUUGGAGGUGAUUCUAGAUUAAAAGCCUUAAUACAGAUACUGGCAGCUGCUGCUGCUGAACGAGAUGUGGUUUAUUUCACCUUUGGGGAUUCAGAAUUGAUGAGAGACAUUUACAGCAUGCACACUUUCCUGACAGAGAGGAAACUGACUGUUGGGGAUGUAUAUAAGCUGUUACAACGAUAUUAUAAUGAGGAAUGCAGAAGCUGUUCCACUCCUGUUCCAGAUAUCAAGCUGUAUCCGUUCAUAUACCAUGCUGUUGACUCCUGUGCAGAGAUCACCAACCAGUCUGGGAAAAAGACAGGAACCUAAGGAACUGAGGGAAUAAUAGCAUCUCCUUUCACCUUGUGGUAGAGAUGUUCUGUUUGAGUUGUUAGAGAUAAUAUAUGAAUUGAUUUAACUUAACAUAAAUGUGUAUAUAAUUCACAUUUCAGUAAAGGAUGCAAUCUAUAUACAUAGAAUUUUCAGUAUGUGCUAUGAGGCCCCCACUAUCCCGGCUUACAUGGACUUUGAUGUACUUUGUUUCCAUUUUCUUCUAUUUCUGUUUUCAUUCUUUGAUUUCUCUUUCUCUUGCCCAUCAGAGUUCCUGUGAAAGACUGCUGUCAAGUGUCUCAUUGAUGCCUAUGUAUAAUACCAAAUGCCUCUACAAUUAGCAGAUGCCAGUGAUUGCAGGGAAUUUGUUGAAAUCUAAGAAGCUCUGUAACCGAUUUUGCUACGGUGUUACCCUGUGCUCCUUUUAUCCCAAGUCUUGUGAUUGCAUUAUUUGAGUUUUUUAAUUUUGAAAAUUAGCAGUUGGGCUUACUCUCCCCAGCCCCAAGUUUUCAUACCUCUUUUUUGAUGCAAAGCUAUGUUAAGAUCAUUUCUGUAUUGAAAAAAGAAGUAGUUCUGAAAAUAGUUCUAUUUCCAGACUUUACCUAUUAUGGUUGUCCUUUUCCCUCCAACCACUUUUUCUUGAUACUAUUGGAAACUGACCAUGAUGGAAACCAAUGUAGAAUAAAAAAGGGUUUUCUCCAUAUAAUGUAAGGAAAACAGAUUCAAGAGUAUUGAAGGGUUUUUUGUUUAAGAUUAUUUUUCUUUUUAAAUUGAGAUUAGUGUUUGUUCUGUGGUGCUCAAAGCAUAUUCAUAUAACCAAAGUGUGGGAGCUGGGAACUUCAUGUUGAUUUGUACAUAUUGAUGUUUCUCUGGUAUUGAAAAGUUAUAUAGUUAAUAAAUUUUUAUUAAAAAAUCA